AUGACAGUCCAGCAGGGGGUUGCAGUUGUGCGUAGCAUCAUGUGGCUCAGCCACGCCACCAAGCUUUUGCUCGCGUCGGUUGCGAUCCUGCUGACUAAGAGCGAGACGCAAAAGCCGUCGGUCGCUAUCCCCAAACCCAUCGACACAACUCUCCACCCAAAGGACACCCCGAGAAAACAGGGUUUAUGUCCAUCGAAAAUCUCCGGACUGUUGAACUUCAGGAUUGAGCACAUACUGACAGGGUCUUUCUACCCCACCUCAGACCCCUUCGCCGAAGCCGACGAGGACACUGGUGAUAAAACUAAUGCGCAAGCGCAGUACAUCCACAUCCGCAUCCAGCAGCGCAAUGGACGCAAAACCUUGACUACGGUGCAAGGCAUCCCGAAGAAGUUUUCCCGCAAGAAGAUCUUGUCCACUGUCAAGAAACAAUUCGCUUGCAAUGGCACCAUCGUGACCGACUCGGAGAUGGGUGAUGUCAUCCAGCUUCAGGGUGAUCAGCGCAAGGCCAUGCACGAUUUCCUCAUCGACAAGAAGCAGGGGCUCGAGAUGGAUCCCAAGACCAUCAAGAUCCACGGUUUCUAG
Pyricularia pennisetigena is the source of this 582-nucleotide messenger RNA. RefSeq lists its product as uncharacterized. Gene Ontology annotation, biological process: translational initiation. NCBI's taxonomy places the organism in Eukaryota, Fungi, Ascomycota, Sordariomycetes, Magnaporthales, Pyriculariaceae. The record is from RefSeq and is a predicted model, not a curated record. Gene Ontology annotation, cellular component: eukaryotic 43S preinitiation complex. Gene Ontology annotation, molecular function: RNA binding; translation initiation factor activity; ribosomal small subunit binding. The coding region runs from base 1 to 582 and encodes 193 amino acids. The transcript has 5 exons.